Messenger RNA from Nerophis ophidion (straightnose pipefish), 2373 nucleotides. RefSeq names its product SWI/SNF related, matrix associated, actin dependent regulator of chromatin, subfamily d, member 1 (gene smarcd1). Gene Ontology annotation, biological process: regulation of transcription by RNA polymerase II. Gene Ontology annotation, cellular component: nucleus; SWI/SNF complex. The transcript has 13 exons. Bases 47 to 1594 code for a protein of 515 amino acids. NCBI's taxonomy places the organism in Eukaryota, Metazoa, Chordata, Actinopteri, Syngnathiformes, Syngnathidae. The record is from RefSeq and is a predicted model, not a curated record.
CUCAGUGCCUGCACCGGACCGGCGGCCACACACACACGGGGAAGAGAUGGCGGCCAGAGGGGGAUUUCAGUCGGCACCCACGGGUGGUGGGGGCGGUGUGAUGGGUCCUGGGCCGCCGGUACCGGGUGCGGGACCUGGCAUGGGUCCGGGGACUCCCACCGGUAGGAUGGGACCUUCACCGGCCGCGCAGAACCACUUGUACCGCUCCCCGAUGCCAGGGCCCGGCUACCCGAGACCAGGCAUGCCUCCAUCCAGUCGCAUGAACCCGCAGGGGCCGGCCAUGGGCCCACCGGGGUACGGCGGCAGUCCCGUGUCCCGCCCGGGCAUGCCCGGUGUGAUGGAUCCAUCUCGCAAGAGGCCCGCCCCUCAGCAGAUCCAGCAGGUGCAACAGCAGAGCCGGAACCAGCACACAAAGAAGAAGAAGAUGGCUGAUAAAAUACUACCUCAGAGGCAGAUCAGGGAACUGGUCCCUGAAUCUCAGGCUUACAUGGAUCUUCUGGCCUUUGAGAGGAAGCUGGACCAGACAAUUAUGCGCAAGAGGCUGGAUAUCCAGGAGGCCCUCAAGAGGCCCAUAAAGCAAAAGAGAAAGCUUCGCAUCUUCAUAUCAAACACAUUCAAUCCCGCCAAACCCGAUGCUGAGGAUGGAGAGGGCACUGUAGCGUCCUGGGAACUACGUGUGGAGGGGCGUCUACUGGAAGAUACUGCCGUAUCCAAGUAUGAAGCCACUAAACAGAAGAGGAAGUUCUCCUCUUUCUUCAAGUCUCUGGUCAUUGAGUUGGACAAAGAUCUUUACGGUCCAGAUAAUCACCUUGUGGAGUGGCAUAGGACCGCAACCACCCAGGAGACUGAUGGCUUCCAGGUGAAGAGACCCGGUGAUGUGGGCGUUCGCUGCACUGUCUUGCUCAUGCUGGAUUACCAGCCCCCGCAGUUCAAGCUGGACCCUCGCCUUGCUCGCAUGCUGGGGAUCCACACCCAGACCAGGCCGGUCAUCAUUCAGGCCCUGUGGCAGUACGUCAAGACCCACAAGCUGCAGGACCCUCACGAGCGAGAGUACAUCAACUGCGAUAAGUACCUGCAGCAGAUCUUUGAGACCCAGAGGAUGAAGUUCUCUGAGAUCCCACAGCGGUUGCAUGCACUUCUGAUGCCUCCAGAGCCUAUCAUCAUCAACCAUGUGAUCAGCGUGGAUCCCAACGACCAAAAGAAGACGGCUUGCUACGACAUUGACGUGGAAGUUGACGACACACUGAAGACCCAGAUGAACUCCUUCCUGCUUUCCACGGCCAGUCAGCAGGAGAUAGCAGGGCUGGACAACAAGAUCCACGAAACCAUCGAGACCAUCAACCAGCUAAAGACCCAGAGGGAGUUCAUGCUCAGUUUUGCCAGGGACCCUCAGGGCUUCAUCAACGACUGGCUGCAGUCGCAAUGCAGAGACCUCAAGACCAUGACGGACGUCGUGGGCAACCCAGAAGAAGAGAGACGAGCGGAGUUCUACUACCAGCCGUGGGCUCAGGAGGCCGUCUGCCGCUACUUCUACUCCAAGGUGCAGCAGAGGCGACAGGAGCUGGAGCAAGCCCUUGGCAUCAGGAACACCUAAAGAACUCCAGUCUGAUGUUCUCCACGAGUGAUUAGACAUAGGUUCUAGGACGGCCAUGUUGGAUGACAAGUUUGUUUGCCUUGUUCUCCUUUUCUAGCACAAUGAGUUUGCAUGUCUUAACCAUACAUUCCUUUCCCACGUGGACUCACAUUCUACACCCCGCCAAUGAAGAGCAGACAAGCAGAUUAUACCUGACAACACUUCAUUCAUCCAGUUUUUUUUUGUUUGUUUGUUUGUUUGUUUUUUUAAACCACCAACCUCACCCAACUCAUGCUGAUAUUGUUUAAAUCUCCUCAAUCAUGGUGUGACGCAUUCAAGCAACGAACAUGUUUCAGGUAAUCAUGUAUUUCUUUCUAUCUUUAACAAAUACUUCUCUUUUAUUUUGAUUAAUCCUUUUCAUGAACUAUGAAUAGUAUAAGUACUUGUCUUGUUAGCUAGUACAGAAGAAGAUCAAGGAAGUAGUUAGUACCAGUACCUCUUGUCCAAAUACUUUUUUUGUACAUACUGAGCAGAAGAUGAAGUCCAAUUGUACCUCUUAUCCCAACAAAUGUUGUUUUUUUUUCUAAACUUUUGUCUAAGGUCAGAUAGUAGAAGCUGCAUUUAUAAUUGAUCAGUUUUUUGCACUCCCUAAACACAAGAGCAGUGGUCACUUGGAACUUGGGAGGAGUGAUGUCUGAUUAGGAAACAACACUGUAGUAUUAUUUGAAUUAUUUUCUUGGACCAAACCUAUUUUUCUGUAUGUUAUUAUAUCAUAAUAAAGGACACGUUAAGAAAGUUGA